AUGUUCACUCAAAGAUACCUCCUUGCCGCUCUCGUCCUGUUCGCCAGCCUCGUCGCCUCUGCGCCCAUUGCCGGGUACUCCAGUGAGACAGAACUGCUGAUCCGCGAGCCCGUGAAGUCCACCGUGAGGCAAAUGACCCACGCAGUCAAGGUGGCUAAGAAACUCAAAGAGUCGAUCCAUCCCAAGCCCAAUUCGGCCGUCUUCUGGAGCGGAACAAAGGCGAACAAGAAAGGCGAGACGGUGUCCGUCAAGCAGGACGCUCAGCGCUUCGCAAAGUACCACGGGAAAGAGACCCUCAACCAGGCUCUUAAGAAGGCCAACAUCCAUAUCCCCACCGAGAAGCAGAAUCCCCACUCGCCGCGCCUCUGGAACAUCGCCUCGAAACUUAUGGCCCAAAGAGCGAAGGGAGAGACGCACGCCAUUCUCGGUGGCAACGUUCGGCCAGAGAGCGUCUGGAAGAAGACCGAAAAGCCGGCACUCAUGAAGAACGACCAGGUCACCAAGGUCACUGAACACAACAAGGGAACCAAGGAGAAGACUGUUACAAAGGGCUAG
This is a messenger RNA of Cyclocybe aegerita, 555 nucleotides long. The record is from the annotation of a GenBank genome assembly. Lineage: Eukaryota; Fungi; Basidiomycota; Agaricomycetes; Agaricales; Hemipholiotaceae.